AUGUCAUCUUCUCCAAUUCGUGAUGUUAAUGAUCUCCCCGAAGAUCCAAGCUUGAAGGAAACCGAGUCACAAUCUCAAACACAAGGUAAUCCGGCAGCAGUUCCAUCAUCACCAUUAUUUUUUGCUACAUCAUCGUCCAAUCCACAAUCCGAAGCUAAUGCUCCAAAUUCACAAUCACAAAGGAGAGAUGUGUCAUCUCCAUUAAACUACAGUUCUUCGGUUCAUCAUACUUCUGAUGCUCCUCGAGGAAAUGGAAUAAGCUCAGGAAGACCUAGAUCUGACAGAUUAACAAGUGAUGUUGAUAGAAUUAUAAGAAGACAUAAUAGAAGUGAUUUGCAUGACACUAAUUCAUCUCCCAUGCGUAGAAGAAUUUUCACAGAAUCUAAUACUGGAAAUAGUGAUGGAAUAAAUAUGCAUUCUUCAUCUUCACAUUUCAAUACUGAUCCAAUGGAAGGAAAUGAUGAGCCAGUGAGAGUUAUUUGGGGUACUAAUGUUUCUAUUCAAGAUUGCUCUAAUGCGUUCAGAGAUUUUUUGAUGAACUUCAAAUUCAAAUACAGAAAGAUUAUGGAUGACAGGUCGAUAGACCCUGAAGAUAGCAACUUAUAUUACAUUAAUAAAUUGAAUAACAUGAGAGAUUUAGGAUUCACCAAUCUUAACUUGGAUGCUAAGAACUUAUUAUCCUAUCCUGCUACUAAAAAGUUGUAUUAUCAAUUAAUCAAUUAUCCUCAAGAAGUCAUACCGAUUAUGGAUCAAACAGUUAAGGAUUGUAUGGUGUCAUUAAUCAUGGAUAAUAAUGAGCUAACCACAGGCAAUGCUAGCAUUGACGAUAUUGAGACUAAUAUUUAUACUAUUCGUCCAUAUAAUUUAAAUGCUGUUGAAAAGGGCAUGAGAGAAUUAAAUCCAAAUGAUAUAGAUAAGUUAGUUAGUGUCAAAGGUUUGGUUUUGAGGGCAACAUCAAUUAUUCCAGAUAUGAAGGUCGCUUUUUUUAAAUGUAAUGCCUGUGAUCAUACCAUUGCAGUCGAAAUUGAUAGAGGUGUUAUCUCCGAACCAACUAAAUGUCCAAGAGAAGUUUGUGGUCAGACAAACUCGAUGAUGAUAGUUCACAAUAGAUCAUCAUUUGCAGACAAGCAAGUCAUCAAGUUGCAGGAGACACCAGAUUUAGUUCCAGAUGGACAAACUCCUCAUUCUAUCAAUUUAUGCGUGUAUGAUGAAUUAGUGGAUUGCUGUCGUGCUGGGGACCGUGUUGAAGUUUGUGGUAUUUUCAGAUCAUUACCUGUGAGAGCCAACUCAAGACAGAGAGCUCUUAAAAAUUUAUACAAGACCUAUUUGGAUGUUGUACACGUUAAAAAGAUCGAUAAAAAGAGACUCGGGGCUGAUGUUAGUACAUUAGACCAAGAAGCGUCAGACAAAGAACAAGAAGUAGACCAAAUCAGGAAAUUAUCAUCAGAAGAAAUUAAUGAAAUUAGGGAAGUAUCUGAAAGAGAUGAUUUGUAUGAAGUCUUAGCUAGAUCUCUAGCGCCUUCAAUUUAUGAAAUGGAUGAUGUGAAAAAGGGUAUUCUUUUGCAAUUGUUUGGAGGUACCAACAAAACCUUUCAAAAAGGUGGUAGGUAUAGAGGUGAUAUUAAUAUCUUAUUGUGUGGUGAUCCGUCUACAUCUAAAUCUCAAAUAUUGCAAUACGUACAUAAAAUUGCACCUAGAGGGGUAUACACAUCAGGAAAAGGUUCCUCGGCAGUUGGUUUGACGGCCUAUAUUACUAGAGAUAUUGACACCAAGCAAUUGGUUUUAGAAAGUGGUGCUUUGGUAUUAUCUGAUGGUGGUGUCUGUUGUAUUGAUGAAUUUGACAAAAUGAGUGAUAGUACGAGAUCAGUUUUACAUGAAGUUAUGGAACAACAAACUAUCUCGAUUGCUAAAGCAGGUAUUAUUACUACGUUAAAUGCCAGAACAUCUAUUUUAGCAUCUGCUAAUCCAAUUAACUCGAGAUAUGACCCAAAUUUGCCAGUUACUUCUAAUAUUGAUUUGCCACCUCCAUUAUUAUCCAGAUUUGAUUUAGUAUACUUGAUUUUAGAUAAGGUUGAUGAAAAAAUUGAUAGACAAUUGGCAAGGCAUUUAACUGAUAUGUACUUGGAAGAUACUCCUGAAAAGGUUACAAAUAACUUUGUCUUACCUGUUGAAUUCUUAACUUCUUACAUUCAGUAUGCAAAGGAAAAUUAUAAUCCAGUCAUGACAGAAGAAGGUAAAAAUGAACUCGUUAGAGCUUACGUAGAGAUGAGAAAGUUAGGUGAUGAUACUAGGUCGUCUGAAAGGAGAGUAACAGCAACAACAAGACAGCUAGAAUCUAUGAUAAGAUUAUCUGAAGCGCAUGCUAAAAUGAGACUAUCUGAACGUGUCGAAUUAAUUGAUGUCAAAGAAGCAGUUAGGUUAAUUAAAUCUGCCAUUAAAGACUAUGCAACUGAUCCAAUAACUGGUAGAAUUGAUAUGGAUAUGGUGCAAACCGGUACCACAGCAGCCCAAAGAAAGAUACAAGAAGAUUUAACACAUGAGAUCAUGAAUGUUAUAGAGGAAAACAAUAACUCAAUAAGAUUCACUGAUUUAGUGGUAAAAAUUAAUGAAAAAACAUCGUUCAGAGUGGAAAAUCAAGAUAUCAAUGAUGCAAUCAAAAGAUUGCAACAAGAAGGAAAAGUCAUUGAAGCAGGUGAUAGUCACAGAAGAACGAUUAGAAAAGUAUCUCUUGUGUAA
Molecule: messenger RNA, 2736 nt
Organism: Debaryomyces fabryi
Lineage: Eukaryota; Fungi; Ascomycota; Pichiomycetes; Serinales; Debaryomycetaceae
Gene: CDC54
Product: MCM DNA helicase complex subunit
Exons: 1
Coding region: 1-2736 (911 amino acids)
Biological process (GO): DNA replication; DNA strand elongation involved in DNA replication; double-strand break repair via break-induced replication
Cellular component (GO): nucleus; MCM complex
Molecular function (GO): ATP binding; single-stranded DNA helicase activity; single-stranded DNA binding
Source: RefSeq, a predicted model, not a curated record